CCGGGCACCUGGCGAGGCGCUGCCCGCUCCGGCUCGGCAUGUCCGGAAAGCCCAAGGUGUACCAAGGUGUGAGGGUGAAGAUCACAGUCAAGGAGUUGCUGCAGCAGAGGAGAGCACGACAAGCAGCCACUGGUUCAGCAGUUCCCUGGGACAGCAGCAGCAGCAGCAGCAGCAGCAGCAUCCAGUUUGCAGAGCCUGUGUCUCCGCCUCACCCAGAGCCUUUUGAAGCAGAACCCAUCCCUCCUGUGCCCAGCUGCUGCCCACCCUGGCAGUUUUCCAGCUGCCUGUCCUGUGAGGAAAGCCCUGGAUACCUGGAGCAGCUGAUAGAUUCCUGCCUGCAGUCAGAUGCAGCCUCUGAGGCAGCCUUCAGUGCCUUCCAGCCAUCCCCACACUACACCCCAGACACCUUCCAGCCAGUCCAGCUCUGCUUCAACCAGGGCCUGGCUGCCGGCUCUCCCAGCUCAGCAGACCUGCCCAGCCCGUGGAGCUCCAGCUGCUCUCCCCCUCAGCUGUCUCCCCUCACCCCGCUGACCCCCAGCCCGCCCUACAGCUGCCCCAUGGAGGAGUGGCCCUGCCAGCCCCCGUGUCCCCUGGGCAGCCCUGCGUGCUGCUGCCCAGCCUGUGGGGCGCAGGGCAGGGACAGCAGGGCCCCGCAGUGCUGCCCCUGCCCCAGCUCGGACUGCCUGGAGCUGCUGCCACCCCUGGCCGUGGCCGAGGACUUCUUCAGGAGGGACAGGAGCUGGGACAUCUGCUACAGCUAAUGGGGGCUGUGGUUUCACACAUCCACUCUAUCCAAAUCAGAUUAAAUUGCCCAUGAACUAUGCAAAGUUGUGCUGCCUAACACAGCCCAGUUUAUCCUUCACUACUCACACUUUUUUACACGAUGCUGUCACUACA
This is a messenger RNA of Zonotrichia leucophrys gambelii, 897 nucleotides long. It is a transcript of the gene POU2AF3, whose product is annotated as POU class 2 homeobox associating factor 3. The record is from RefSeq and is a predicted model, not a curated record. The transcript is spliced from 5 exons. Lineage: Eukaryota; Metazoa; Chordata; Aves; Passeriformes; Passerellidae. The coding region runs from base 39 to 761 and encodes 240 amino acids. Gene Ontology annotation, molecular function: POU domain binding; DNA binding.